AUGGGCAGUUAUGUUGUCAAAGUUUUGUUUGAAAUAUUGAUGCUCUUUUUGUAUACUGAAGUAUCUGUUCUUGGAUUCAACCAAGUGAACCAACUAACAAAAAGCUCUUAUGUGAAGUGCCAUGAGCGUGAGAAACAAUCACUCCUCAAUUUCAAACAAAGUCUCCUGGAUAACUUUGGCAUGCUGUCUACGUGGAGGGACGAUGGAGAUAACAAAGAUUGUUGCCAAUGGAGAGGAAUAGUGUGCAAUAAUGAAACAGGUCAUGUAAUGAUGCUUGAUCUCCAUGGUGAUUGGGAUGCACAAUAUUUGUCAACAGGUAAAAUCAAUAUCACUUCAUUAAUUGAGUUGCGAAAUUUGGAAUAUUUGGAUCUCAGUUCUAAUGGUUUUGGUGGCAGUCCAGUUCCAAAGAACAUAGGAUUGUUCACCAACUUAAGAUUUCUCAAUUUGUCAACUUGUGGUUUUGGUGGGAGGAUUCCAUAUGAAAUGGGAAAUCUGUCAAAGCUGGAGUAUCUUGAUUUAAGUAUGAAUGCUGAUAUUGAUGGGGUAAUUCCUUACCAACUUGGAAAUCUCUCACAACUUCAGUAUCUCGAUCUUACAGCAGUUUUUCUUUCUGGAGUGAUGCCUUUUCAUAUUGGCAAUCUUCCCAUAUUGCAUACUCUUAAGCUUGUUGGCAGUUUUGAUUCCCUAAACAAUAAUGAUGAAGCAGCAGAGUGGUUGUCUUCUCUCUUUUCUUUAAAAAAUCUUGACUUGAGCUCAUUUGCUAAUCUUGGCUUCUCCAGUCACAUGCUGCAAACAUUGAGUAAGCUCAUUCCAAAUUUAAGAAAGUUGAGGCUAGUUGGUCGUGGUCUUUUAGAUAAUGAUAUUCCAUCUUUGUUUCCUUCUAAUGCUAACUUUUCCACUUCUCUUAACAGUCUUGAUCUCUCUCAGAAUAUGUUGACAUCAUCAUCUUUUAAAUUCUUGUUCAACUUUAGCCUUAAUCUUGAGGAGCUUUAUCUUUCUGAAAAUAAUAUUGUUAUGUCAACCCCUCUCUUCUAUCCAAACUUUCCUUCUCUUGUUAAGCUUGACCUCUCCAAAAAUAAUCUGAGUUCAUCAUCAUUUCAAGGCAUUUUCAGCUUCAGCUCAAAACUACGAGAGCUUAAUCUAGAAGAAUGCAGUCUUAUGGAUACAAGUUUUCUUCGGUCAACUGCUUCAGUUAUGAACUCUUCAUCCUCUCUUCUCAUCCUUGAUCUCUCCUAUAAUUUGUUGAAAUCAUCUGUUAUAUUUCAUUGGCUUUUAAACUUCACCACCAAUCUUCGUAGUCUAAAUCUUGGUGAGAACUUGAUAGAAGGUCCCAUUCCAUAUGGAUUUGGGAAAGUAAUGAACUCUCUUGAAAUUCUACAUCUCCAUUAUAACAAACUGCAAGGCAAGAUUCCAGCUUCCCUUGGGAAUAUAUGUACACUACAGGAAUUAUACCUUCACGAUAACAGCUUGAGUGGAGAAAUUUCAAACAUCUUUCAAAACUCUUCAAAGUGCAACAGGUAUAAAUUUCAGAUUCCAGAUUUAUCUUUCAACUGGACUAUUGGAGUGAAGCCCAAUCUUUCAAACUUUCCAUCGCUGAGGAUAUUGGAUCUUUCCAAUAACAAGUUAAUUGGAGAAAUACCUGAAAGCAUUGGGUUGUUGUAUGAGUUGGAGUUUCUACACUUGGAGGAGAAUUACUUGGGGGGUGAUAUCAUGGAAUCACAUUUCACUAACUUGUUCAACUUGUUAGACUUGGACUUAUCAGACAACCCAUUGUCUUUGAAAGUUGGUACUAGCUGGGUUCCGCCUUUUCAGUUAUUAAGAUUGAGACUAGCGUCUUUCAAGUUGGGUCCAAGUUUCCCAAGUUGGCUCCAGAAUCAAAGACAUUUAAGGUUUCUAGACAUUUCUAAUGCUGGGAUUAAUGAUUCUGUACCAAAUUGGUUUUGGAGCAAAUUACAAUCAAUAACUGAGAUGAACAUGUCUCACAAUGGUCUCAUAGGUACAAUUCCAAAUUUACCAAUCAAACUUGCUAGCCAAUGGCGCAUAUAUAUUAUGAAUUCAAACCAGUUUGAAGGUGGAAUUCCUGCUUUUUGGUCACAAGCAUUAGUACUGGAUCUCUCCAAAAAUAAGAUUUCAGAUAUGACAACAUUCUUGUGUGGUAUGCGCGCAAAUAGGCACAUGGAAAUUUUGGAUUUAUCAAACAAUCAAAUAGCAGGACACCUCUCUGAUUGCUGGGAAUCACUAAACUCGUUAAAAUUUCUUGAUUUAGGUGAUAAUAAAUUUUCAGGGAAGAUUCCAAAGUCCAUGGGCACCCUUGCUAAUUUGGAAGUUUUGGUUUUACGAAACAACGGUUUAGUUGGAGAACUACCUUUGAGUUUGAAGAACUGCACCAGAUUAGUGGUACUAGACGUGGGUGAAAAUUUAUUGUCUGGUCCAAUACCCAAAUGGAUUGGAGAAAGUCUACCACAAUUGAAAAUCUUGAGUCUGCGAGUAAAUAACUUCUUUGGAAGUUUUCCUUCAUAUCUUUGUUAUUUGAGACAGAUUCAUCUCUUGGACCUAUCAAGGAACAACUUAUCCAAAUGCAUUCCAUCAUGUCUGCAGAAUUUUACUGCAAUGAUUGAUAGGAAUACAAUCCCAAGUCCUGUAAGUGGAAGAAUAUUAUCAUCUGGAGCACUUAUCUCUGAUAUUUAUGAGUCUAAUGUGCUACUAGUGUGGAAAGGUGCAGAGCGAGUGUACUGGAAUCCAGAUAAUCUCCUAAAGAGCAUAGAUCUCUCAGGCAACAAUUUAACAGGUGAAAUACCUAAAGAGGUUGGAUAUUUGCUUGGAUUGGUUUCUUUGAAUUUAUCAAGAAACAACUUGAGUGGAAAAAUCCCUUUUGAGAUUGGGAAUUUAACCUCUCUUGAUUUUCUAGACUUGUCAAGAAAUCGUUUACAUGGAAAAAUUCCUUCAUCUCUUUCUCAAAUUGAUCGUCUAGCAAAAUUAGAUUUGUCACACAACUUGCUCUAUGGAAGAAUCCCUUCUGGAAGACAGUUGCAGACCUUUGAUGGCUCGAGUUUUGAAGGAAAUGUUGAUCUUUGUGGUGAGCUACUAAACAAAACUUGUCCAAGUGAUGAGACCAAAGUAAAGCAUCAAGGAGUAGCAUAUGAUGAUGAUGGUGCUAAUUCAGAUUUCUAUGAAGCAUUGUACAUGAGCAUGGGCAUAGGAUUCUUCACAGGAUUUUGCGGCUUGAUUGGGUCAAUACUCAUAUGGAGACCUUGGAGAAUAGCUUACUGGAGGUUCAUGAACAGAAUGAUAGAUUGCAGGAUUUUGUGGCACUUUGUCAUGGUUGCAGUGAAUGUGACAAAGUGCCACAAGUGGCUAAAAGAAUAGCAGAUAAGCUCUAGUGUUCAGUUCUGGGAUGAAAGAAACAUCUGUGGCUGAAAAAGUCUUUAAGAUAUGUAAUAAUGUAGUAAUAUGAUAUUAGAUCUGACAAAUUAUAUGUUUGAAAUAAUGAUUGAAG
Lotus japonicus is the source of this 3496-nucleotide messenger RNA. Its product is annotated as receptor-like protein EIX2. The coding region runs from base 1 to 3366 and encodes 1121 amino acids. The transcript is spliced from 2 exons. Gene Ontology annotation, molecular function: protein binding. The record is from RefSeq and is a predicted model, not a curated record. Lineage: Eukaryota; Viridiplantae; Streptophyta; Magnoliopsida; Fabales; Fabaceae.